Rhineura floridana is the source of this 912-nucleotide messenger RNA. It is a transcript of the gene IL6, whose product is annotated as interleukin 6. Gene Ontology annotation, molecular function: growth factor activity; interleukin-6 receptor binding; cytokine activity. The coding region runs from base 1 to 879 and encodes 292 amino acids. Gene Ontology annotation, cellular component: extracellular region. The record is from RefSeq and is a predicted model, not a curated record. NCBI's taxonomy places the organism in Eukaryota, Metazoa, Chordata, Lepidosauria, Squamata, Rhineuridae. The transcript is spliced from 6 exons. Gene Ontology annotation, biological process: T-helper 17 cell lineage commitment; immune response; positive regulation of cell population proliferation.
AUGCCCUACAACUCAUUCAGCUCUUCAGGCCCACAAGCUACCAAGCUUCUCCAGAGAGCAAAGGGGUUCAAGCCUAGAGGGAAGACCAUGCGUGUUCUGCUUGGAUGCGUUUUCUGCGCUGCUGCCGCCCUCAUGCUGUUCUUGAGGGCAGAGGCUUUGCCUGUUGCAGCUGGUGAUUCCUCCGGGGAAGAAGAACUUAGCGACGAGCCCUCGGCCAGGACUUCGCCAACCAGAAGCCCCCAGCUGACAAAGAGUGUGUCUUUGGCUCGGUGGCUUCAAGGAAGAGCUGCUGGGUUGACUAAAGAGCUGUGCGAGAAGCAAAAUGUAUGUAAAGGCAGUAUGGAACUACUGGCCCUGAAUAAUCUCCACCUUCCAAAGAUCACUCCAGAAGAUAAAUGCUAUUACAUUGGAUUUGACAAGGAAACAUGCCUGGGAAGAAUUUCAAGUGGACUUUAUGCAUUUCAGACAUUCUUGGAAUAUUUAGAAGCAACUUCUGUUACUAAUGCACAUAUAUUUGGGCCAAGUGCAGGGCACCUAGCAAAUACCUUGAGGUCAAUGCUAAAGUACAGUUCUCUGAAGUAUCUUUUCAGCUUUUUCAAGGUCUUCAAAUUCCACCUCUGGCCAGUCAUUUUACCUUCAGCUCUUCCAGCAUCUAAUGCUUGUGGUUCCUGCUCCUUCUUAGCUCUUAUCUCAAAUGAUGUCAACUUCCAGAUCAACAAUCCUGAGACUGUAACUUUGCCAGAUCCAGCUGCUCAGAAAAUUCUUUCUGCAAAACUACAAGAAAACAGAGGCUGGAGUGUUACAGUUAUCAAGCACCUCAUACUUCAAGAGUUUACUACAUUUAUGGAGAAAACUACAAGGGCUAUUCGCUUCUUAUGAGAAGCCAGGAGUUCUAGUGUCUGUUUUAGAAUU